Didymodactylos carnosus is the source of this 516-nucleotide messenger RNA. Lineage: Eukaryota; Metazoa; Rotifera; Eurotatoria; Philodinida; Philodinidae. The record is from the annotation of a GenBank genome assembly.
AUGUGUGCUCCUCAAGAAUGUACAUAUACAUAUUCCGGUCAUAACAAUGUCGUUUAUAUUGUGACAACGAUCAUUGGAUUAGUCGGCGGUCUGACAAAAGUGUUACAAGUUAUCAUUCCACCAAUAGUUAAAUUUGUGAGGAAAGAAAAGCGACCUAAAGAAGAAGUUGCAGUCGAUCCUCACGACAUAGGAAAUCAGUUAAUAUCAACUCGUUUAUUUGUGGUUUGUCUAUUAGCAGCAUUAUUUAUACUCACUGUUUACACGGCAUUGAUUGAUGUUACAGUAACACAUACGGUCACUUCGCCAUCAUUGGAGCAAUACGAGAAACUGUACAAAAACUAUCCUUUAACACUCUCCUGUCCAUUAUUGCAACAGCGAUUUUGUGUCGCUGAAUUGGAUCAAUUACUCAAACAGUCAUGGCAACGCGGAGUUUUUCUCCUACGAUUACCGAUGGACGGGUCCAGUGUUAUUCCAGUUCUUGAGAGGUCUAUGUCAAAUAUCAAAUGUGAGGAUUAA